CACUCGGAUGCGACGGAAGAGGUGGGGCUGUGGCAGGAGGCUCCCUCGGCGGCUGUUGCUGUCCUCGUCCGUGGGUUAUCGGAAUCCCGGCCUCAUACCUCAGGCUCCUCUAGUCUUAUGCUCCACUGGAUCAUGAUCGUGUAGCUUACCUCCAUUGACGCUUUCAUCUCACGCCGUCAUCGAGUUUUUGCUCCCUUUGCGGGUCUCUUUUGGCUCAAAGGUCGCGGGGUUGGUGAUGAAAGCUGGAGAUUUGGCACCGGAUUUGCCAUUUCUUGGUUUCCCUGGUUAAAUUAAAGAUCCGACCUUCUUUUUUGGCGCCUGCUUUGUGUUUUUUUUAUUUCAGCAAUCUGAUGUUUAAGUCCUUGGAGGCUCUACUGUAUGCAACUUGAGGUAUCAGAGGGUUAUCUUGGUUUAUGUUUUUAUCUGCACGUCAAAGUCAUAUGUAGAUAGCAAGCGCCUUCUUAAUUUCAGCAUUGUGAAAGAAAGGAGGGAUUCUGUCAGAAUUAUUAUAUUUUUCAGUUCGGCAAGAAGAUCAAGCUAGUCGCAUAAAUGGACAAGCAGGCCAAUCAGAAGAUAGUGAAUUCAGAAUGUAGUAUUUUUCAGAAAUUUGCUUCUAAACGAGAUUCUGAACAUUCUUCGGUUGAAGAUCUUGUUAAUGGAGAUUCCUUAAUGAAUCCAAGGGAGUAUGUCAGGAACCAUGGAUCUCUUCUCAGUUUGCAACCAUGGAUUUUCAGAAAAGGAAGUUGUCCAAAGGAUAAGGAAAUGAUGAAGGUGCACGGUAAUCAUUAUGAGAUAACAGGGAAUGGAAUGGAUGAUUUCAGUAAUAACUCACUCGCAGAGAGUUUCCCAAGGAGUGUUAAUCUGAGUUUUACACAUGAUAGAGGUCAAAGCUCUUUGAGAAGCAGGUCUUCUCACCGCAAAUCAACUAGACCUCUUUCUUCCUUGGAAAACUGCCUCAUCCCUCAUCUGUACGAUGAAAAUUUUGAAUUUGAGGAGUUUGCUUUCAGUUCAUUUCCUUCUUCCACUUUAUCAAGCACGAGGCCGCUCGUUGUUACUGAUGGAAACAACGUAAUUAGCAAAUCCAGUUAUGGACCUGCCGACAUAAAUUUGCAUAGUGGCGCAGACAACACAAACAUGAAGAGUCUAUUCGGAGUUUCUCCUCUUCCUGAAUUUAGAACACCAAAAAGAAAGAGCAGACAGACACUGCCUCAUAAGUUAGAUCCUUCCAACACUAGAAGGCCACAGAGGCUUGCUCAUCACAAAGAUUCAGUUGAUGUGUUACAUGUCUUCUCUGUUGGAGUUAGCCUUGGAAUCAUAUCGACUAUACUAUCGAACAAAAAAGAAAUAGAGAAUUUAAAUGGCAUGUUGAAGACCUCAGAGGACUUGGUUCAUGAUUUGCAAGAGGAAUUGGAGAUGAAGGAUAUCGUAACUGUAAAAGAAUUGGCUCAUGAAGCUGGUGGGAGCCAGAAACCAAGUAUUGUGAAGGAUGAGAAUAACCAUAAAUGCUUGCCUGUGGAAGUGUUGAGGAGUGAAAUAGAAGCGGAGCUUGAGAUUGAGCUGGAGAAAUUAGAACUAAGCAUUAAUUCUUCCAGCCUCAAUGGAAAAAUGUCAGCACUUGGUGAGCUUGAUCCAGACCUAAUAGCUGAUUUUACAGAUGGAGAACUAAAAGCAGAGAAACUCCCUGGUAGGAUCUCUGAGGACCAGGCUAUGAAUGCAAGCAACAGCGACAGCUCCUCAGAGAACCCAACACACAGUGCGAACUAUUCGGUUUCACCACGAGAGUUGAGUUUACGUCUGCACAAAGUGAUUCAAUUCAGACUUGAAGAACGCAUUGAACAGCUAGAGAGAACGCUAAAGCAAACACAGAAGCAACUCCAAUUGCUAGAAUCAGAUCACCAUCUCUCUCAGAGAGCUUUCUCCAGCAGCGACAUGGGAUCUUCCUCGAAUCUUGAUAGCCCAACUGGCACCGCAGGAAACAUUGCCUUGGUUCAGCCAUUUUGCUUGAACCUCACCGCAGAAGCCCUGGAUGCAUACGACGAAGUUUAUGAAGAGUUUGUGCGGGCAUCAAACAUGGAGGAAAACCGACCAAUGACGACUUACUCGAAAGACCAAUGUGAACAUUACUUGCAUUCAUCUUAUGAGAAUUUGGUACAGGAAAUGCACGAGCCAAAAUCUCCUAGGAGGGAAUCAAUUGGGAUCCAGAAAUUGAAGAACAAGGAAACAUUCUAUGGCGAUGAGAUCGAUGAUGAGUAUGAUAAUGAUGACGAUGAAGACGAUGAAAUGAAUACUCUAAUCAAACAGAUUUUAGAGAAAACUAGGCAGGGAUCACCAACCGCACAACAUGUACAAAGAAUGCUGUCUUCCAUGGAUGACGAUUAACCAAAAAGGAUCAAUUGAUCAAAGGCUUGAGCUUUUCCCGAGAUUAUGUUCUAGUGGUAAGAGAAUUUUCUCUGCGCGAGAACAGAAUUAACUCUUUGGAAGAAUUGUUAGAACUAUUUCAUCAAGAGCAGCAGUAACGAUAACAAAAUACACAAAUUAGUGGUGCAUCCAUUCAUCAAAUGUACAUUUCGUCAUUGAAAUUGUUAUACAAAAAUUUUCAGUCGUUGGUCACUCACUGAUUAAUACAGAAAUUUAAUUAAGAUCUACUAUGACCCAUUGUAUACUUAACAAGGUGUAAAUAUGAUA
Zingiber officinale is the source of this 2685-nucleotide messenger RNA. RefSeq lists its product as uncharacterized. Lineage: Eukaryota; Viridiplantae; Streptophyta; Magnoliopsida; Zingiberales; Zingiberaceae. The transcript is spliced from 3 exons. The record is from RefSeq and is a predicted model, not a curated record. The coding region runs from base 550 to 2379 and encodes 609 amino acids. Gene Ontology annotation, biological process: asymmetric cell division.